AUGAGCGCUCAGUGCUAUCUGCGGAGCUCGGACAUCUUGGCAAUGAUAGAGAAAUUCACCGCUGCUGCCGGCCAGGAGGACGUGAACGCCGUGGUGGUGGCGUGGAUCUACUCGCCCGAGCACCUGGAAAACGCUAUGGGUGACUACACCAUGUGUGGCUCUGUGUACGCGUUCAACGAGAAGGGCUCGUAG
Phytophthora nicotianae INRA-310 is the source of this 192-nucleotide messenger RNA. RefSeq lists its product as hypothetical. The record is from RefSeq and is a predicted model, not a curated record. The transcript has a single exon. NCBI's taxonomy places the organism in Eukaryota, Oomycota, Peronosporomycetes, Peronosporales, Peronosporaceae. The coding region runs from base 1 to 192 and encodes 63 amino acids.